UUGUGCAAAAUCUAAAAUAUGAACAAAAUUUCAACAAAAUAUUUGCAAACUAUUCGGGCAACAAAAAAAAACUACAAUGUAUUUCCUAAAAUUUGCUUAAAUAUUCCAACAAUUGAAUACUCCAACACUAACACAAUUUACUAUAUCCUUCUCCUACACAUACCACUCUUAUACAUUUUUACAAUUCUAUUUGUACAUAAACAAAAUUAAUUCAAUUAAAAUGUUCAUGGCAAAAAAAAACUAACAUUUCCGCAUAUUGUACUCUGUACUAUGCUCGCCCUCUCUAUUUCUCUCGCUCUUUUUCUAUUCUUGCUCUCGGUUGCUCUAACGUUUGUUUUUAAUUUAAUUUUGUAUUUGAAACACACGUACUACUAUAACCAACUUACAUACAUGUUAACUCUUACAACAAUUUGUGUUUUUUUAUCUCUUUUCUAUAUAUUUUUGUUGUUGUUUCUUGUUUUUGUUUUGGUACUUGUAUCUACAACCAUUUUAUUUACAUCUGUGUUGUUUUUGCCAUAACUAUUCUGCAACAACAUGUAUGUUUGUGUGCGUGUUUGUUAACGCUUUAAUUCAAAUUAAAAAAUCUUGUCUUUACUCAAAAUCGGCAAAACAUUAUAAAAAAAUUCGAAAAUCUUCCUAUGUAUAUGUAUGUGUAUAUAUGCGCACUACUACAUACUUAAUAAUGGUUAUCUUUGUUUUUGUCUGUCUGUCUGUCUGUCUGCUUGCCUGUCUUUUUGUUUUGUUGUUGUUUUCUUUAUUUAAUUUUUAAAAACAAACAAAAAACUAUGAUUUGUGCAUUUGAUGUGUUUGUUGAAUGUUUAGAGCUACUUUGGGUCAAGGCAUACGUUCCGGUUGUGGUAUUGUACCCAUAACUGGUCCCGGCGGUUUACAACACUAUGGCACAGCCGAUAGACGUUCCAGUGGCAGUUUAAGGAUAUCGGCAUGGAAAGGAUCACAGAGCUCUCUCUCAAAAGCCUUCCGUUUUAACGCAAAAUCAUCCCGCAGCGGUAGCUCAAUUGGCGACCGCACCUCUGUUGGGAACUCCACCUCCCCAACACCAUCGUUUAGUAGCUCAGAAGGCGGCGGAGGAAUUUACGCCACUAUAGGCGGUUCACAUCAUUUUACCCACCAUUUUCCCCCACCUACAACAGCACCACCUCCACCACCCACCCAACAUUCGCACUAUCAACAGCAGCACUACUAUCAACAACAACAGCAGCAGCUGCAACAUCAGCAACAACAAAAUUCGACUACUGCAGCAACAGCUGCUCAUCGUGUAAGUGCUCCACCCUCAGGUAGUGGUAUUGAAGCCAUAUCAGAUCCAAAUCUACUCUAUGAACAACAUCGACGUGUCAAAAGCAUAAAUGAUAUCGGAGCAACAGCAGCAUCUGCUUAUGGUUCAACUUCAGCUUUAGCACGAGAUCGUUUAAGUAGUGGCCUAAACAGUGGUGCGGACUCGGCUAGUAUAUGUAGUGGUCUUAGUGGUACUGGUGCUAUAAUACAUGAAAAUAAUCAUGGUGCCUCGACAGCAUCGUCUAACUCACCCGUAUGAGAAUCAAUUAUAAUGUAAGUUCUCCAUUUAAAACGAGACUUGCAUUUUGCACUAAAAUUUAAUGAAAAGCGAGUGAAUUAAAAUAAAUCUAUAAACCGAAUACUUUACAUAAAAUAAAAUUAAAUUGAAAAUGUAGGUUAAAUUAAUUUUGUUUUUGUUUUUUUCUCAAUUUUAUUUAAUUUUCCAUACAAUUUAAUUUAAUUAUAAUGGCAAACACAAACUAUUCAUUAGUUUAAUUAAGUUACAUGUAGUUAGUUUUUACACAAUUACAAAAUAAUAAUUAUUAAAAGAACCUUUAAUUAAAGAAAUUAAUAUAAAACUGCACUUGCAAAUAAUUAUGCAAAUAUUUUGUGUUUUUUUUUUUUUUUUUUUUGAAAUUGUUUUUAACAAAUUGCAUAUGCAAACUUGCAAUAGUUUUAAAACUCUCUAUGGUGGCAUCAUCAUUAUUUAUUUACCAAUUAUAAUUCCAACAAGAGAAAACGAGUUAUUUUGCGUAUAAAUGUUUCAAAUGAAUUCCAUAAAUACUUGCAAUUUAUUGUCGUUCCACUUUUUCACUCUCAAUUAUUGAGAGUUUGGUUAAACACAAGUUCAUUGUUGCGUUUAUUUCAGCAUUAAAUGCCUCAAAUGCCUAAAUAGUUAAUAAUUAGUGUCGUUGUUAUUGCAUUGCAUCUGAUGAUAUUGGUUUUUCAAAAAUAUUUCCAUAGACUUGUGGCAAGUGGGUUUUUGAAAAUAACAAUAAAAUGAAUAACUAAUUUUGUGGCAAAUAAUUAUUGGUAGGAAGAUUUAUACUUAUAUGCAUGUAUGUAUGCAUGGCAGUGGUAUGAAAGAGUGGUUUUGAUUAAAAUUGCAUAGUAAAAUAUUGCUUUAUAUUUUAUUUUAUAUGCAGGACUAUAUGCCCUUUUUAGUAUGUCUAUUAUCCUGCCAAAGUAUUAAACAGAGAUAAGGUUAUAGUCCUAAAUAUAUUUCAGUCUAUAGUUCAGCCCACAGAUCAGUCUAUAGUCCUGACUAGAGAUCAGAGAGUCCUUACUUUUGAUCAGUCUACAGGCUUACUAUAGACCAGUCUAUAGUCCUGACUAUAGAUCGGUCCAUAGUCCUGACUAUAGAUCAGGCCAUAGUCCUGACUAUAGAUCAGUCGAUAGUCCUGACAAUAGUCCUGAAUAUAGAUCAGUCUAUAGUCCUGACUAUAAAUCAGUCUAUAAUCCUGACUAUAAAUCAGUCUAUAGUCCUGACUAUAAAUCAGUCCAUAUUUCUGACUAUAGAUCAUUCUACAGCCAGACUAUAGCUCUAUAAUCCUGACUUUAGAUCAGUCUAUAGUCCUAACUAUAGAUCAGCCUAUAGUCCUGAUUAUAGAUCAUUGUAUACACCUGACUUUAGAUCAGCAUGUAGUCCUGACUUUAGGUCUGUAUGUAUUCCUGACUAUGGAUCAGUCUACAAUCUUGGCUAUAGAUCAGUCUAUAGUCCUGAGUAUAGAUUAGUCUCUAGUCCUGACUAUAGAUCAGUCUGUAGUCCUGACUAUAG
Molecule: messenger RNA, 3070 nt
Organism: Lucilia cuprina (Australian sheep blowfly)
Lineage: Eukaryota; Metazoa; Arthropoda; Insecta; Diptera; Calliphoridae
Product: box A-binding factor-like
Exons: 3
Coding region: 815-1552 (245 amino acids)
Source: RefSeq, a predicted model, not a curated record